Messenger RNA from Cicer arietinum (chickpea), 1753 nucleotides. RefSeq lists its product as uncharacterized. Gene Ontology annotation, molecular function: zinc ion binding. Gene Ontology annotation, cellular component: nucleus. The record is from RefSeq and is a predicted model, not a curated record. NCBI's taxonomy places the organism in Eukaryota, Viridiplantae, Streptophyta, Magnoliopsida, Fabales, Fabaceae.
UUAUUUAAAGUGGGAUAUUUUAAAGAUUUUCUUUAUGCAAUUAGAGAUAUUUAGAAUAAAUAUCCGAAUAAAUACACUACCUUGAGGCAGUCUCCUUUUUUACUGUGAUAAUCUCCUCUUCAUUCAUCACUCCAGUUUUUGCGAUUAUCACUCAAGUUUUGAAGGCACAAAAUGGAACUUGGAUCUGUGGUUGAAGCUGUUUCUGAGGAUGUUGGUGGCGCCUCCCUCGACAACAUCCAAAGCUUCGAAAGCCUAUGCAUGCAUUGUGGUCAAAACGGCACUACAAAUUCCUUCAUCACUUUCAUUCCCCACUUCAGAAAGAUUUGGUUGUCGGCUUUCGAUUGUCCUCACUGUGGUGACAAAAACAAUGAAGUGAUGUUUGUUGGCGAAAUUCCAACGCGUUGCUGCUGUUACACCCUAGUGAUCCCAUCCGGCAAUCCAGAGUUGCUCAAUAGACAAGUGGUAAAAUCAGAGUAUGCUAUCAUUAAGAUACCAGAAUUGGAUUUUGAGAUUCAAUCAAAGACUCGGUGUGGUAGUCUAUCAACGAUAGAAGGAAUACUGAUGCGAGCUGCUGAUGAACUUCAAGCCCUUCAAGAAGAGCGCAGAAAAGUUGCUCCAGAGACGGCUGAAGCAAUUGAUCAGUUCUUGGUGAAAUUGAGAGCCUGUGCAACAGGAGAAUUAUCAUUUACAUUUAUUCUUGACGAUCCUGCUGGAAAUAGCUUCAUUGAAAACCCGUUUGCACCAUCAUCUGAUCCAUCACUUACAAUCAAGUUUUACGACCGAACGGAUGAGAAACAAGCAUUAUUGGGAUAUCAAGUGAGGGAAGAACCACACGGGUCAGUAGGGGCAGCAGCAGGUCACCGAGCCAUUGCACAGAGUAAUAGUGCAGAAAUUGCAGAAGCCUUAUUACGAUAUACUGCACCAGAAGAGGUGGAUAUUUUCCCAAUAAUUUGCGCCUGUGGUAGUAGUUGCGAGACUCGAGUGUUCAAAAUUAAUAUUCCGUAUUUCCAAGAAGCAAUCCUAUUUGCAUCCACUUGUGAUGGUUGUGGUUACCGCAGCUUUGAGUUAAAAGCCGGUGGAGGAAUUCCAGAGAAAGGAAAAAAGAUUACUCUUCAUGUGAAAAACAUUAAUGACCUAAGCCGUGAUGUAAUAAAGUCGGAUACUUCUAGUAUAGAAGUUCCUGAACUUGACUUUGAGAAGCUGCCAAGUGGCACUUCAGGAGGUGCCGUUACAACCAUUGAAGGUUUAGUUAAGAACAUUAGUGAAAGUCUUGAGAAGCUCCAUGGGUUUACUUUCGGAGAUAGUCUUGAGGAGGAUAGAAGAAGCAAGUGGCUUGACUUUGGGGACAGGCUGAACAAGCUUCUUACCUUGGAAAAACCUUGGACUUUAAUUCUUGAUGAUCCAGAAGGAAAUUCUUUUAUAGCACCUGCAACUGAUGAUCUUAAAGACGACAAACAAUUAAUAUACGAGGAAUAUGAGAGGACAUGGGAGCAAGAUGAAGAAUUAGGUCUACAUCAAAUGGACACCUCUUCUGCAGAUGCUGCUUAUGAAUCAGCAAAUCCGAGUAACCUUGAGUGAAUAUGGUUCAAGCACCAGAUAUUUUCAUCAACUUUAAGAAUUUUUUUAACUUAUAUGGUUAAAUUACUUUUUUGAAUUUUGUUCCAAUACAUCUGGAAUGGAGUACCAUUAUGUAGUUAGAUUAGAUAAUUAUACAGUUAAAGCUUACAUAUUAAACAUUAUUUUUUUUUUUAUU